Molecule: messenger RNA, 3240 nt
Organism: Mesorhabditis spiculigera
Lineage: Eukaryota; Metazoa; Nematoda; Chromadorea; Rhabditida; Rhabditidae
Source: the annotation of a GenBank genome assembly
AUGGAUGUGGAGGCGGGACUACCGAUGCCAAUUCCUAGGAGACCAGCUCCGUUGUGGGCCUCAGGCUACUCGUCACCCCCGCAACGAGCACCUUGGGAUUUUAGCAAUAGCGAGCCCCUAUCCCCAACGGAACAACGUCCGCAACCACGACGCCGAUUGAGCCAAUGGCUGGCAGAGGAUCCGGACAUACGAAUGGUGGCGGAAGAUGAGGAAAGAAAACAACGACAACGCCUUGAGAGGGAGGCAACGAUAAUCGUAGAAGAAGAAGAUUCAGCGAGAAAUGCCCUAUCGCCAGAGGCACCUUCUUCAAGACGCGGAUCUGCUACUGACAUCCAGCCAUUCGCUCCUGCUGCUGCUGCUGAACAAAAGAAUUCUGAACCCGCCGCCCGGCCGAAACGCCGUGAAUCCAUCAAGGUCCACCUCCAGCGCAUCAAGCAAAAAGCUGAAAAGGUGCUUGAAGAAGUUCAUGACCGUUUGGUGGAUUCUGGAGACCAUCCAAGUAGUGGACAAGUAGCACCGGCUGUGGAAGAGCCGAUUACGUCACCAAAAUCGGAAGAAGGAAUUACGAGUCCGGUUUCCCCGCCGCCGGAGCUUGUAGCUGAACCGGCAAUUCUAGAGAAGCCUGGGAGCCCAACCCCAUCCCAGUCUUCACGAAGGACGAUAAGCUCCGCCGAACUUAAAGACAAAAUGCGCAUGAAGAUCCGAAAACAAGCUGAAAAGGUGGUGGAACGUACUCGCGACAGUAUCCAGCUGACUCGAAGACUCCAAAGAAAACCGACUUUCCGGCAGAAUAGUGAAGCGCUAUCACCGGAACAGCUGAAUACUGAUGACGCACAGAUCCAGAGGGCAUUGCAGUUUUCUACCGUAACCCCGGAAUAUCCACUCUACCAAUAUACGCCAGCCAUUCAAUGGACAGAGGCCACGAAAAGGGUCAACCGGAAAUUCGUGCAACUUGAUGUAGCAAUUGGGCAGCUUGUCUUCAAUUAUCAUUGGCUGGCCACCGAGGAGGUCGAGACAAAGUUGCAUCAGCUGCAAAUCGUGCCGAGACCAGCCAUCGUUUGUACCGAAAAGCGACCCGGGAUAUUGUUCGCUAUUCAGCGCAACUUUCCGAGACUCGGAAUCGGCAAAAAUAUUCAACAAAUCCGCUCGAUUGUCGGCAUCUCAGGAUCCCGGCCGGACCGGUACAAGAGUAGAGUUGAAAUCCAAGUGGUUGUCCAUUUCAACGACAUCAUCGUUCACCGUACCCCUCCCCGUCCCCUUCAAUCCGAUUUUUGUGUCGACCUGGCCGAGCUGUACAACUUGGAAAUCUACACCCCUCCCGAAUCGAUCACUCUGACCAUUUUGGAGCGUUUCAACAAGGGAGAAUAUAGGGAAAUUGCUGUUGUCGGCCUACCAGUGCCCGAUCCAGGAAUGAUCACCGAUGAUCCGGAAAUACCAAACCUCAAGCCAAGCUUUGCCACCGAUGAACGCAUUAAUGGAAUUCCGAUGAACACCUCCGAAAUCGACGCCUCCCUCCUACAACUGUCAGAAGGGCGAAACACGACUCUUCGUCGUCGUGGCCGAGGAAUUCUAGAUUCUCACCGCCAAUCGUCAAUGGCCUAUGCUGCCAUGAUACGGAAAGAGCUGCUCGAUCGUUUUCGGCGUUCCGAUGCGUCGAAGAGUUAUUCGGACUUGAUGACAUCCAACGUUCAACUCCUCGUCAAUAUCCAAAGCGCCAUCGACCUGCCCGUGCGAGAUUCGGGCCUCUUACAGCCAUAUGUACAAGUGUCGUUCCAGGACCAAAAUGGGCAGACUGGCACGGUUAAUGGCGCGAAUCCAUCAUGGCAACAUUCUCUCAUUUUUCCAGUACGUCGCGAGAAUGAGUCGAGCGAUCUGAAGAAUGUGAUGGAUACGGUAGAGAUUGCUGUCUACGAUCAGUCCGUCUCGACCCUCCCAAAGGAUGACCGGAUUCCGAAUGCUGUCCACGAGCAGACGACACAACGGUUUAUCGCGUCUGUUAGGAUCCCGUUUUCGACGAUUCUCAGUCGAGGGAACAUUGAGGGACAGCUGCGACUCCAGCUUCCGUUGUUUUUGCUUGGAUACAGACUAACAGAAAAGCCAUGCUACAUCCGUGUCCUCGUCGCCCUGAAUCCUCCAGUUGCCGUGCCAAGACUCCGUCCACCCCGCCUCAAUGGAUCUUUCGAACCGGCUACCGUAGAAGCGCAGUGUCGACAAUGGGAGACAGUAUGUAGUAGUGGACCGGAACGGAGCGGGAGAAGAUAUGUCAGCCUUGUGUCGGAUACGCAUGGGAGGAGGGUGUUGGCUACGAGAUUCCUCCGACCGGCGCGUCUACCCCCCAGAUGGCAUAAAUCCAACGUCAAGGGGAGUGUAGCGGAGGCGUUACGUGCUGCGGCUUUAAUCCCAUUUGCCAGUGAUCCGAUCAUGUUUCCGGGAAUUUCGGAUGUAUGGACGAGUUUGCAACAGAUUCUUCAACUCUGCUGUGGAGAUGAGGAGGAGCAUGGAGUACUGUUGUGCUGUUGGCUGUUGGCUCUGGAUGUUGAGGCAAGGCUGGUGCUUGGGACUGCAUUGCCUGAAGGAGACAAAGCCGCUUUCGUCUACGUAAAACACCCAGAAAUCACCUGCCUACUCAAUCCAACGGAUGGAAACAUGUAUUCCCUGGACGAUGGAUUGUGCCCACUUCUUUCUGUCGGGACAGUCAUUACGCCGGACAACAUUUACGGCAAUGUCCAGCCGAACGAUCAUCCAUCACAGAUCACCUGGGAUUUUACGAAGCCACACCUCUGGCAUCCUCUAUGGCUGAAACCUCAAACAUCAACGCAGAACUUACCUAACGAAAAUCUGGAAUAUCCGGAAUUACCGGAAGAAGUUGUUUCGGAGUUGAGGUCAACGAUCGAACGGGAAGUACGCGUGCGUUUCGAUACAAAUCGACCGUACGGAGUACCGCAGUGGAAUCUACUGGCUUCGAGAGCCCUGCGCGAGAUCCUGCAAGAAUUCGAAGCCGGCCGUCCACCCGACGUCAGCGACAAGCUGUCCCGCCUCCGGGAAUCGUUUGUGGUUAGCGCAUCAGCUGUCCGAAUCCCGUUCGAAUCGUUGGAGACUACCGUAACCCAGGUGCUUCGGCUGCUCUAUCAUGUUGAUGCUUCACCACAAGUACAGUUUGCCGUGGCCGUCCACGUCGAGCCCCUCUUCUGCCAUAUCGCCUCCAUAUCCAUUGGUGUCGCUGCCAUGACCCCAAAAAAU